AUGAAGAAAAACAAGGGCCCCUCAUCCAGGAGAGCUGAAAUCCAGCAUCUGUUUCAACACUACCUGGAUGGACAGACCUCUCUGCCUGCCAGGGACUUCCUCACGUUCCUCCACAAGGAGCAGUGGGAGCUCGAAACAAGUCUGGAGGAGGUUGAGAGUUUGAUUGAUAGAUAUGAGAUUGAAGAGACUGCCAAAGAAAGAAGGUCUCUGACAUUUGAGGGUUUCCUCAGGUACAUGGAGUCCAAAGAAUGUUGUGUGUUUGAUCAGGACCACACAUCUGUGUACCAACACAUGGACCAGCCCCUCACCAGCUACUUCAUCUCCUCUUCACAUAACACCUACCUGACUGGAGAUCAGCUGGUUGGGAAGAGUCACCUGGAUGCCUAUCUUUGUGCUCUGAGGAAAGGCUGUCGCUGUCUGGAGAUUGACUGCUGGGAUGGUCCAGACAUGGAGCCUGUAGUCUACCAUGGAUACACCCUGACCACCAAGAUACUCUUUAAGGAUGUCAUCUCUACAGUCGAGCAACAUGCCUUCGAGGUGUCUGCCUACCCUGUGAUCCUGUCAUUAGAGAACCACUGCUCCCAGGAGCAGCAGGAGGUCAUAGCUCAGUACCUCAUCUCCAUCCUGGGGGACAAGCUGUUGAGGACUCCUUUGGAUCACCAAACUAACGGAGACCUCCCGAGCCCAAAUGACCUGAAAUAUAAAAUCCUGAUCAAGAAUAAAAAGCUAAAGUUUAGGAGAGAGGACGCAGCAGGGACAGAGGCAGAGGAGAGUGUAGAUGAGGGCGAGGAUGAAGAGGAGGAUGAGGAGGAGGAUGAGGAUCAUCAAACCCAAGCAAAGUUCUGGUCUCCCAGAAAGGCAGGGCCAAAGGUGAGAUUGAAGAAGAAGGUGGUGGUUGCAGAGGCUCUCUCUGACCUGGUCAUAUACACUAGGUCUGUCAAGUUCAUCAGCUUCAGUCACUCCAGGGACAAUCAGAACUGCUAUGAGAACACGUCCAUGGGAGAGAAGAAAGCUCGCAAGCUAGCCAAAGUCUCAGGUCCUGAUUUUGUUCUGCACAACCAGAAGUUCCUCAGCAGGAUCUACCCAGCUGGGUCAAGGACGUCUUCAUCCAACUACAACCCUCAGGAGUUUUGGAACGUCGGCUCACAGCUGGUGGCUCUCAAUUUCCAGUCCCUGGGCUUGGCUAUGGACCUUAAUGAUGGUCGUUUCCAGGACAACGGGGGCUGUGGAUACGUCCUGAAGCCACCGGUGCUCAUGUCCAGUCAGAAGAGCUUUGAUCCUGCCUGCAGCAAGCAAAGCGGCAAACCCACACACCUGCUGCUAAAGGUGAUCUGUGGGUCCAACCUGCCUAUUCCCAGAAGUGGCAAAGCCCUGGACCCUUUCGUCAGAGUAGAAACUCAUGGGAUCCAAUCUGACUCACGGAGAAAGAACACACACACUGUCAAAGGCAACUCCCUGAGUCCUUACUGGGAUACAGACAUGAACUUCUCAGUCAGCGUCCCUGAACUGUGCCUCAUUCGCUUCUGUGUUCGAGACCAGACCGGCAUCCUCAGUAGUGAUUUUGUGGGCCAGUACUCCCUGCCCUUCACCAGCCUGAAGAGAGGCUACCGCUGGGUGCCUCUCCGGUCCCGAGACGGAUGCAGCCUGGAUCCAGCCUCCCUCUUUGUCUUUGUUUGGUGUUCCUAAAAACAGC
Molecule: messenger RNA, 1693 nt
Organism: Cheilinus undulatus (humphead wrasse)
Lineage: Eukaryota; Metazoa; Chordata; Actinopteri; Labriformes; Labridae
Product: 1-phosphatidylinositol 4,5-bisphosphate phosphodiesterase zeta-1-like
Exons: 11
Coding region: 1-1686 (561 amino acids)
Biological process (GO): intracellular signal transduction; positive regulation of cytosolic calcium ion concentration involved in egg activation; lipid metabolic process
Cellular component (GO): nucleus
Molecular function (GO): phosphatidylinositol-4,5-bisphosphate phospholipase C activity
Source: RefSeq, a predicted model, not a curated record